UUUUCUCUGAGGUUGCUUUCUCCAAACUCAACCCUGAGCUUAUAACCUUUGACAUCCUCCUCCGAGUUCUCGUCACCUCGUUCCAUUCCACCUCCGAUUCAGCCAUGGCCACCGCGCAAAGCUCGACGCCAUCGUUCUUCAACUUCCUAAAGGAAGGCCUGCUACUCCCUACCCACAACAGGAGGCUCUUCGCUGCGGUCUUUGCCAUCAUCGUCGCCUCCAGCUCUCUGCUCCUACUCGGCAACGACCUCGCCGUCCAGCCCAUCUCCGAUGAGAUCCGCAUCGACGCCAUGGCGCUCAACGGCACCGACCCCAGCAGCCCAGAAUUCCUUCACCUCAUCCAAGAGAUCCAGGAGGACACCCGGAAGCUCUUGAUCACCGGCGCGGUCUAUCUCCUAGUUGCCGUUGUCAUUGGAUCUCUCAUCCGGAUCCUCCUCCAAUUCGCUGCGGUGGCGACGUACUCCGGCGAGCUGCACACCUUCGCGUCGCUCCUCGGCAAAGCAAAGGCGCAGCUGAAAGGCCCCCUACUGACGCUCGCCUUCGUCUACGCGCUGGAGAUCGCCUACACCGCGUUUCUCACGGUCAUGGCUGGGAUCCUCCUCACCUUCGUCCUCGUGAUUAAGCAAUACCUCGCCUUGGUCUUCGUAGGCGCGCUGCUAGCCAUCGUCGCGGUCGUAUUCCUCGUAUACUUCUUCUUCGUGUGCUCCCUGAGCAUCAUCGUGGCAGUCGCCGAGCCCGAUUGCCACGGCGCCGGCGCAGUCGGGCGGGCCUGGCGGCUGAUGAAGGGGAAGCUCCUACGGGCCGUGGUUUUCAUCUUGGUGACUGUCGUGCUCGCUGCCGCCAUCUGGCCCGUGUACAAUCUAGCCAAGACGUGCGCCCUUAGUAACAUGGCGUCAGGGUUGCUCCUGGGGUUUCUCUACACUAUCCUGAUGGCCGCCGUGCAGGUGUUUGAGGUCUGCGCCAUGACCGCGUUCUACUACGAGUGCAAGGAGAGCACCGAGGCAUCAGCGACGAAGUACGUCAAGGUGUCUACCAAAGAGUCGAUAAAUGUUUGAUUUAUCUCUGCACUGUGCAUGUAAUCAUAUGUUAAUAUCAAAGUUACUUGGCUAUGUAAUAUGCUAUUAUUACCUUCUCAUUUGAGAAUUUACUACGUGGAUGUGAUGCACAAAAAAAUAAGUGCAGCUUUUUUCUUUCUGGUGGGAAAAAAAGGCCAUGAAUAUACAAUAGCAGGACUUAUACGAGGCAACAAAAUAUGUCCUCGAGUUCUAGCUAGUUGAAAUA
Molecule: messenger RNA, 1281 nt
Organism: Setaria italica (foxtail millet)
Lineage: Eukaryota; Viridiplantae; Streptophyta; Magnoliopsida; Poales; Poaceae
Exons: 1
Coding region: 105-1055 (316 amino acids)
Source: RefSeq, a predicted model, not a curated record